Messenger RNA from Trichoderma atroviride IMI 206040, 1322 nucleotides. RefSeq lists its product as uncharacterized. Gene Ontology annotation, cellular component: mitochondrion. Gene Ontology annotation, molecular function: guanine nucleotide transmembrane transporter activity. NCBI's taxonomy places the organism in Eukaryota, Fungi, Ascomycota, Sordariomycetes, Hypocreales, Hypocreaceae. The record is from RefSeq and is a predicted model, not a curated record.
UCCUCCCAUCUCUUUUCGCGGUUGUACGGGAAGGUCUUGAUUUCUUUCUUUUCUUUUUAUAUAAUCCCAGUAUUAUAGAUUUUGAUUUUCUUUUCCUUUUCUCCCGCAAAUUAUUCACAAAAUGUCACCAGCGGCAGCGGCAGUUGUGGGACGAGAGAAGGAGUCAAACUUGGCUCGUCUGCUCGGUUCAGGUACCGCUGGUAUCUCCGAGCUGGCGCUUUUCCACCCUGUGGAUACUAUCGCGAAGCGAUUGAUGAGCAACCACGGCAAAGUCGCUAACGCAAGCCAAUUGAACCAAGUCAUCUUCAAGGACAAGGCCUCCGCACCCUUCGCACGAAAGUUUGUCUCGCUAUUCCCCGGUCUGGGCUACGCCGCCGGCUACAAGGUGCUCCAGAGAAUAUACAAGUAUGGCGGACAGCCCAUUGCGCGCGAUUUCCUGGGCAAGCACUACGGAAAGGACUUUGAGGCCGCUUUCGGCAAGAAGACGGGCAAGGCUAUCAUGCACUCUACUGCUGGCAGUCUGAUUGGAAUCGGUGAAAUCGUCCUGCUGCCCCUCGAUGUCCUCAAGAUCAAGCGCCAGACCAACCCCGAGGCUUUCCGUGGCCGUGGUGUCCUCAAGAUUGUUGCCGACGAGGGCUUUGGCCUGUACCGAGGUUGGGGAUGGACUGCUGCUCGAAACGCACCCGGCUCUUUCGCUCUCUUCGGAGGUUCUGCCUUCGCCAAGGAGUACCUCUUCCAGCUUGAGGACUACAACAAGGCCAGCUGGUUCCAGAACUUUGUUGCUUCCAUCGCCGGUGCUUCUGCCUCUCUCCUCGUCUCGGCUCCCCUCGAUGUUAUCAAGACCCGAAUCCAGAACCGCAACUUCGAAAACCCCGAGAGUGGCUUUAGAAUCCUGAGCAACAUGGCUAAGAACGAGGGCUUCUCCAGUUUCUUCAAGGGACUUGUUCCUAAGCUACUCAUGACCGGACCUAAGCUGGUCUUUUCUUUCUGGCUCGCCCAGACUCUGAUUCCCGCUUUCGACACCAUGUUCAGCAAAUAGAGUUCCAAUUACGCAAACCAAAAACCAAAAUUAUGUACCAUGUAUAAGCGAUAAACGCACCGAAAAAAGACGCAAGUAAAAAGUGGAAGGGAAGAGACUAUACAAAACGGGAGAAGGAUAGAUCUGCAGCGUGUUUCUUAGGAUAUAUAGGGUGCCGCUGGGCUUGGGGUAUCCUCGGCCGGAAUGGAGGGCAUGUAUAGAACGACUCUGCUCUGUGUAGAAUUAUAUAAUCAAGCGAUAUAACAAGGAACCGGAAGACAAAUCUUCAGUGAUUGGACAAACA